ACCAUGCCUGGGUGGAGCUGCCUGGUGACUGGAGCAGGAGGGUUUUUGGGACAGAGGAUCAUCCAGUUGUUGGUGCAAGAGGAAGAUCUGGAGGAGAUCAGGGUCCUGGACAAGGUCUUCAGACCAGAAACAAGGAAGGAGUUCUUCAAUCUAGGGACAAACAUCAAGGUGACAGUGUUGGAAGGAGACAUUCUUGACACCCAGUACCUGAGGAAAUCCUGCCAGGGCAUCUCUGUUGUCAUUCACACUGCUGCUGUCAUUGAUAUCACAGGUGUCAUUCCUAGGCCUCUAGAUGUCAAUCUGAAAGGUACCCAGAACUUAUUGGAGGCCUGUAUCCAAGCCAGUGUGCCAGCCUUCAUCUUCUCCAGCUCAGUUGAUGUUACAGGGCACAACUCCUACAAGGAGAUUGUCUUGAAUGGCCACGAGGAAGAGUAUCAUGAAAGUACAUGGUCUGAUCCAUACCCAUACAGCAAAAAGAUGGCUGAGAAGGCAGUGCUGGCAGCCAAUGGGAGCAUGCUAAAAAAUGGUGGCACUUUACAUACUUGUCCAUUGAGGCCCAUGUGCAUUUAUGGUGAGAGAAGUCCACUCAUUUCUAACAUAAUAAUUAUGGCCCUUAAACAUAAGGAUAUUCUGAGAAGCUUUGGCAAAUUCAACACAGCCAACCCAGUAUAUGUGGGCAAUAUAACCUGGGCACACAUUCUGGCUGCCAGGGGCCUUCGAGACCCCAAGAAGUCACCAAAUAUCCAAGGAGAGUUCUACUACAUCUCUGAUGACACCCCUCACCAAAGCUUUGAUGAUAUAAGUUACACCUUCAGCAAGGAGUGGGGCUUCUGCCUUGAUUCCAGCUGGAGCCUUCCUGUGCCCCUACUGUACUGGCUUGCCUUCCUGCUGGAAACUGUGAGCUUCCUGCUGAGUCCAAUCUACAGAUAUAUACCACCCUUUAACUGCCACUUGGUCACACUGUCAGGUAGCACAUUCACUUUCUCCUAUAAGAAAGCUCAGCGAGAUCUGGGCUAUGAGCCACUUGCCAGCUGGGAGGAAGCCAAGCAGAAAACCUCAGAGUGGAUCGGGACACUAGUGGAGCAGCACAAGGAGACACUGGACACAAAGUCUCAGUUAUGGGAAGAGGGUGGGACAUGGACCUGGGUGUAA
Molecule: messenger RNA, 1152 nt
Organism: Mus caroli (Ryukyu mouse)
Lineage: Eukaryota; Metazoa; Chordata; Mammalia; Rodentia; Muridae
Product: 3 beta-hydroxysteroid dehydrogenase/Delta 5-->4-isomerase type 2-like
Biological process (GO): steroid biosynthetic process
Molecular function (GO): oxidoreductase activity, acting on the CH-OH group of donors, NAD or NADP as acceptor
Source: RefSeq, a predicted model, not a curated record